GGCACUUGGUUGCUAUAAAAAAGCGCUGUAACCGCUGUAAGCGCAGUCAACGCAUAGAAAAGCUUCUCCUCUUAACGUGCUUUUCUCAAUAGCUCCUGAGAGUUUAUCCUGCGUGGAGAGCGCCUUGUAUAAAAAGAAUAUCCAUGAGCCGCGACGCUCAUUCGCUUUAGGUAUAUUGAGUCGAACGAAUUGAAGCGUUUUGCAAACAGUGAUUUGUGUGAAAAGAAUUUGUGAAAAAAGUUAUUAAGUAUUAGAAAAGUAAAUGAAUGAAGCAGCUGUGUCGAAGUAGUGAACAUUUUAAUAAUUAGUGAAUAGCAUUUCGGAAAUUACACUUCAAUCGGAAAAUUAAAGAUUGUGAAAAAGAAGACAGUGCAACGCCCUUUUGUGUACCCACAAUCCGCCGGAAAAGCACAAACAUUCAUAUUUGGCCGACACUUGACACAGAUUAAUUGUGCAGAUAGAACAAAAAUCGAUUUUUUCGUCAGAAAAUUCGGGAUAAUGAUACUCGUAUAGGGUGAACAUCGAUUUUUUAUUGUAACUAAAGCUGUUAUACCGAAAAGUCGAAUUUAAUAUUAUAACUCGUGCAUUUCACUUUGCAGAUUGAAUUAACUGCCAAAGCACUCGAAUCAAUAAUUUACUGGAUAUACAAGAAAAUUGCUUAUAAACUGGUCUUUUUUACAAAUAAUCGACAAGUGAAUAACUGUAUUAGGAGAAUUCUCUUUAAUUAAAAACGUUUUAAAAGAAUUUUUAACACAGUUUUCAAACAAACUACAACAACGGAGCCAAUACUAAAAUUCCAAUUCCAACUAGACGUCCCGGACGAGUCCGCCUAUCCAGCUGGGCGGCAUUCACGUCCCAAAAAGACUACACCGCAUCGGUAGCCGAACAGCAUCGAAAGCCGCCAUACCUAUAAUAUGUCAAUUAUCGGUAAAGCCAGCUUAAAUAUCCACAUAUAGAAUUCUGAAUCGAUGGCGUACUUAAUAAAUAUCCUUAAAUUUAAUGUGAAAUAUUUAAAAAGCAAUUAAUAAUCGUAACACACAACUUAAUAACAAUAACUGUAAUAAAAGUAAUAGACUGUUCACUGACGCACAAAGUACGCUAAUAGAAGAGUAAAUAAUAAGAUAAAAACAGAAACCCAUUUUUCCCACUAUGGAUCAAUAAACAAUUACAUUAAUAACCCGCUGGCGAUAGCAAAAAGGAAAAUUAAGAAAGCAGCACUUGGAAGAAGAAGAAAAACCCGUUUCGCAGCAGAAGUCAAUAUUGAUUAGUGUUGGCAAAAAACAAAAAAGCAAAAAUAUACAUUUCCAAUUCAUUACUCAGUCACUGCGUACCUUUGCCGCUUGGCAAACUUUAGACAUUUUCUUUUGGACGCCACUUUGUCCUCUUCUCUAUACAACGCCGCCCACUGUACACAUUUACGCCCUACGCAUAGGAAAUAUAUUGAAUUGUCCAAAUUGGGGCAAGGCGUUGAAUGAUACAAUGGAAAAAUCUGAACAAUUUUCAGAUUAUCUUUUUGCGAAAAUGGGUCCGCCCAGUAGUACAACUGUCAAUGGUACCGAGCUGCCACCAAAGACCACUGAACGUAGUGGGGCGCCGCGUGAGCUUAUCGGCUACCGGAAAUGGCUGCGGGAGAAUCUAAUGCUGCUGGUGACGCUGUCGGGUGUAUUGCUGGGAGUUAUUUUUGGAUUUUCGCUACGGCCUUUGAAUUUGCACGAGGACUCUAUUAUGUUGAUAUCCUAUCCGGGCGAGCUGUUCAUGCGCGUUUUGAAGCUAAUGAUUUUGCCAUUGAUCAUAUCGAGUUUGAUUGCCGGUUCUGCUAGCCUGAAUGCCCGAAUGAAUGGUAAAAUCGCACUUCGUACUUUGGUGUAUUUCGUUACGACUUCGUUCUUAAAUGCGCUGCUUGGUAUUGCUUUGGUGCUACUCAUCCAUCCCGGUGACCCUAAUCUUCAUAACACUGUCGAUCGCUCCACUGACAAAAGGGCUGUGAAUCUGUUGGAUAGCCUUUUGGAUUUGGGAAGAAACGUCUUCCCGGAUAAUCUUUUUCAGGCAUCAUUUCAACAAGCGCACACUGUUUAUCUUCCCAAACCGAAUAUUGUCCAUACCUUCAAUGAGACACUUAACGACACAGCGAUCGGUACGGAGCUGGAGCCCACCGAAGAGAUACAAUCGCAACAACAAAUGAAUAAUGAGCUUCAACCGGCGUUGAUACGCGUCGUACAGUAUCGCAGCGGUACCAACACUCUCGGCAUUGUUUUCUUCUGUCUGGUUUUCGGCACCAUAUUGGGUACCAUCGGCGAAAAGGGUCAAAUUGUGGUGGAUUUCUUCACUGCCGUUUUCGAUGUUAUCAUGAAGAUGGUCACCUGUGUCAUGUGGCUAACACCAAUCGGUAUUAGUUCGGUGAUAGCGGGCAAAAUUUUGGGCGUGAACGAUUUACAUUUGGUUAUGGAGCAGCUGAUGUGGUUUAUAGUCACAAAUCUGAUUGGGGUCUGCCUUUAUCAGUUCAUUAUAAUGCAGGGGAUUUAUUUUGUGUUCGUGCGACGCAAUCCAUUCAAAUUCUAUGCCGGACUCAUACAGCCUAUGCUGACCGCUUUUGCGACAGCCUCAACUGCUGCCGCUCUACCCAUCACAUUCCGUUGCAUGAACGACAAGUUACGUGUGGAUCAGCGUAUCAGCCGCUUCGUCCUGCCAAUCGGUUGCAACAUCAACAUGGAUGGCACGGCACUCUUCAUAGCGAUUGCUUCGAUCUUCAUCGCCCAGAUGAGUGGCAUUCCGUUGGGCUUUGGCGAAUUGGUGACAGUUUUAUUGACUUCCACUGCUGCUUCAAUGAGUUCGGCUAGCGUUCCCAGUGCUGCUCUGGUUCUGCUGCUUGUGGUGCUGACUGCCAUCGAUGCGCCCGUACAGGAUGUAACCCUGCUCUUCGCCGUGGACUGGUUUGUAGAUCGCAUGCGCACCACCAACAACAUGCUGGGUGAUUGCUACGCAGCUGCCGUCGUUGAAGAGUUGUCACGUAAAGAGCUAAUGGCGCUGGAUGCCGCUAUACUUUACCAGGAAGUGCCACUUGGUACACCGAAUGGGAAUGCGUUAAUUGAGGGGCAAACAGAGUUGGACAGCAAAUGCUCCAUGACCGAUUCAGUGGUCAUCGAUAUCAACAAUGUAAUCAACAGCAGUAAUCUACAGAAGGGGAAUAUUAAUUAUCGCGCUUAGAAUGGGGAGUUUUGCGAUGGAUUUAGAACACACACACGUGCACUCUCCCGAUCAUACAUGCACACACAUGCGUUCAUACCAAUAAGUAGAGAGGAUCAAAGCGAUAAAUGUACAAGCAAACUAUUCAAAUGCACGUAGUUCUGAGUGCAAUAUUUAAUUUUUCCUAUUGUAUCGAAAUCAAUAUGAAUGAAUUUGAUUGCGAAUGUAGCGAUAUUUGUAGUAUUAUUGGGAAUAGCUUGGGUAAAUGGCUACAAAUGCAAGAUUUCAAAAACAAAGAAUAAUAGUUUUUAAAAGUGACAUAGGUACAUAUGAGCUUUGGUCAUUUUAUAAGUGCGUACAAGAAGAGAACAAUAUAUAAAAUGUGCAAUAGAACUUCCUGGUCUCCUCGCUGUGGCAUAAGCACACACAUAUAAACAUUUAUAACAUAUACAUUCGUACAUAAAUGCAUACAUACUUAUAUAUUCGUCUACACAUCCACGGGCCAUUUUAUUCGAAAAAGGUUUAAGUUUUUGCAGAGCGAGCUACGUACUCGUAAAAACAAAAAGCGUAAUGAAAACCAACAAGUAAUGACCCCUACAAUAAUAAAAACAAUAACGAAAAUCAAAUCAAAUGUAAUUAUAUAACGGAUGAGCAAAAAAUGUGUGUUUUAAAUUCUGAGGUACUACCAAAAAUCCAGCAAAAAUAUUAUAUGUGAAAUAUCAUUACAUAAAUACAUAUUUACGAGUACAUAUGUACCUUCAUGGUAGCAUUUCUAGUAUGUCUGCACAUAUGUACUUCUGUAUGUAUAGACCCCAUAGCUACACUUCCUAUUGCAUCCGUAAAUAUUAGAGACUGUCAUUUUCUAAUUAAUGUCGAAAAUUUUUGAAAAAUGUAUGUAUGUAUAUGUAUGAACAAAUUAUUAGCCCACCAAUUGACAACACCAUUUUUGUUUCUCAAAAUAUAAGUAUACAAGUCAAAGUUCCCAACAGAUGUAUUCAUAAUCCAAAGUAGCCACAAAUAUUUACAAAAGUAUACAUAUAUGUAGGUAUGUAUGUAACCAACCAAAAUAAAAAAUAUAUAUAUUCAAAAGAAUAAUAAUUUUAACUAAAAUAUGUCCAACAAAUGUGCAAUUUCACCUGUUUGUAGUCACUCCAAUUCAAUGAUUUAUUUUAGCAAAUAAUCGUAUGUUUAUUUAAAUGGUCGGACGGUAUUUUUAUUUACACAUCUGUAUAUCUGUAUAUUAAUUAUUGCUAAGAUUUCCAAAGUAUUCAUCGAAAGACGGUCAUGCAUAUAUAUAGACAAGUUUUAAAUUGGCAUAACGAAGAUGUUGAAGCGCAUAAUGAUAACAAAUAAAUAUGUAUGUAUUUACACAUGUCUGUAUAUUGGGUAUUUGUUAAUGAUGGAGAAGAAACUUGUGUAUCUCGGUAACUUUUGUGAUCUUUUGAUAUAAGAAAUACAUAUGUAUGUGUAAAAUAAUUUCGUUAAAUAAAUUUCAAUUUAAAAUUUUCUUUUGCGCAAAUA
This is a messenger RNA of Anastrepha ludens (Mexican fruit fly), 4704 nucleotides long. RefSeq names its product excitatory amino acid transporter (gene Eaat2). Gene Ontology annotation, cellular component: plasma membrane. The record is from RefSeq and is a predicted model, not a curated record. Lineage: Eukaryota; Metazoa; Arthropoda; Insecta; Diptera; Tephritidae. The transcript is spliced from 6 exons. Gene Ontology annotation, molecular function: neutral L-amino acid transmembrane transporter activity; L-glutamate transmembrane transporter activity; glutamate:sodium symporter activity. Bases 1480 to 3204 code for a protein of 574 amino acids. Gene Ontology annotation, biological process: L-glutamate transmembrane transport.